This is a messenger RNA of Capsaspora owczarzaki ATCC 30864, 1193 nucleotides long. Its product is annotated as pyridoxal-5'-phosphate-dependent protein beta subunit. Gene Ontology annotation, biological process: L-serine catabolic process; L-threonine catabolic process. The transcript has 6 exons. NCBI's taxonomy places the organism in Eukaryota, Filasterea, Ministeriida, Capsasporidae. Gene Ontology annotation, molecular function: pyridoxal phosphate binding; threonine deaminase activity; L-serine ammonia-lyase activity. Bases 18 to 1046 code for a protein of 342 amino acids. The record is from RefSeq and is a predicted model, not a curated record.
CUAUUGAUCUUCAAGCCAUGCAAACAAGCGCAGCGCUGCCAUUGCACAUUGAGACUGCCUGCAUCCACAGCAUCCCGCUGUCCCGCCUGCUGCCCGCCGAGGUCCAGGGCCAGCAGCGCCCAGUCUACCUCAAGCUUGAGAAUACGCAGCCGUCCAACUCGUUCAAGCUCCGAGCGAUUGGCAAUCUGUGCGCCAAAGCAGUCGCGCGCGGCGGCUGCGUGCGAUUCGUCUCAUCUUCAGGUGGCAAUGCAGGGUACGCAGCCGCAGUCGCCGCUCGCAUGCUUGGACUGCCCGUGCACGUCGUGCUCCCCACAUCAACGCCAGGAUUUAUGCGCGAGUUGAUCGAGUCGGAAGGAGCUAUUGUGACGGUAUAUGGCUCUGCUUGGGAUGAGGCGCAUGCGCAUGCAUUGGAACUCGCUGCAGAGCCAGGCUCUGUUUAUAUUCCUCCAUUCGACCACCCUGAUUUAUGGGAAGGGACGUCGACGUUGGUCGACGAGCUCUUCCGACAACUGCCAGAAAAGCCGGCUGUAAUUGCCGUUGCAGUCGGAGGCGGAGGACUCUUGGCUGGCGUGGUUGAAGGGCUGCAUCGGGUGGGCAAUGCCGCAUGGAAGGAUGUCCCGGUCAUUGCUGUUGAAACCGCGGGCGCAGACUCGCUCGCCAAGUCCGUCGAGGCUGGAGAACUCGUCACACUGCCCGCCAUCACAAGCAUAGCCAAGAGUCUCGGGGCCAAGCGAGUUGCAGAACGAGCGUUUCAACUUGCUCGGGAGCAUCCCGUCAUUUGUCAAGUCGUGCCAGACGCCAGCGCAACUCGAGCAGUCGUCCAGUUUGCAGAGCAUCAUCACAUGGUGGUUGAGCCAGCCUGCGGUGCAGCCCUCGCAGCACUGUACGACUCACUGCUGGCCUCCGAUUCCGUUCAAAAGGCCAUCUCUAACGUCUCUGGGAUUUCCGCAUCGGCGCCUAUUGUCGUGGUCGUUUGCGGUGGCAAUGUCGUGACCUUGGACAUGCUUGCGAGCUGGCGCACUGCUGCAUGUUCGCCUCCCUCCUGAGCACACCAAAACCUUCUCUCAAUCUUUUUUUUGUUUUGUUUUGUUUUUGUUCAGUCUAUUCGCUUUGCCUUGCGUUUCAUUGUGUUUCAAUUGACUCUCUGUAUCAUUUUAUUCUUCUCUCUGUAUUACAACCUGGCUCAUUCUUUA